Hyalella azteca is the source of this 2985-nucleotide messenger RNA. RefSeq names its product protein YIPF1. The coding region runs from base 61 to 2415 and encodes 784 amino acids. Gene Ontology annotation, cellular component: Golgi apparatus; nucleus; cytoplasm. The transcript has 4 exons. The record is from RefSeq and is a predicted model, not a curated record. Gene Ontology annotation, molecular function: small GTPase binding; tRNA-specific adenosine-34 deaminase activity. Gene Ontology annotation, biological process: tRNA wobble adenosine to inosine editing; vesicle-mediated transport. NCBI's taxonomy places the organism in Eukaryota, Metazoa, Arthropoda, Malacostraca, Amphipoda, Hyalellidae.
CUCAACAGACCUUGCCACGUACCUAGUGUUUUAGUUUGUUGACGUUUCAGUUUUGCCAGCAUGUCGACGAACAAGUUUUCAAUUGUAGAUAUUGACAAUGAGAAUGAUGAGCUUCAAUUUCAAGACUUUGGACUGAGUGAGGGCAGCAGAGGGGCAGGAAUUGGCCCGUCUAAUAACUUCACUGAUAGUGCAGGCCAUCAGACAGACUCACAAAAGGACUGUCAUUCUCCUCAGCGCAAACGUGGAAAAUAUUCAGCUUCAUCAACCACUGAAUCCAAGUCUGAGGAGCAGAAAACUCCUGUUGAUCAGCCUUCAAGUCGGCAGAAGUCAAAGCCCACUCUUAAUCUUGAUGAAAUGGAAAACUUUUCUCCCAGCACCGACCAAUUUGACUCUAGAGAAAUUGAGUUGUCUGACUCCUCAAACUUUUUGUUGCAUGUAAACUCAAUUCAUUGCCCUAGCAACAAAGACAUUUUUGCUGGCGAGAAUCACCAGAAACUUGUAAGUGAAAGCAAGAACCUUCAUUCGAUCGUGUCUAAGGCAGCGGUCACGGCGAUUUUAUCUGAUGAUGUGCACUCCACCAUUGAACUUGCUUAUGCUUUAUUGUUGCGAGUUCAAGAUAAGUCUUUGGUCUCCAAGGCUGUCAAGAACUUGGCCGCGAGUUGGCCAGUGCCUGAGUUGCAGCAUUUGAAGCGCGUGAAAAAGUUCCCUAAAAUUUCUAAGUAUGUUGGAGUAAUUGAGGAAUUCGUGAGUCAAGCCUCGGCCAUACCCGAAGAUCGUGGGAAAACAAAAUGUCAUUCCUAUUUUUCGACCGAAAAUUCACGUGUUAGUAAUCAGGAAAAGGGUCCUGAAAACGACGUGUUUUUUGUUUACGUCGAUUUGUUAUACACAUUCAUUGAACAAGAAAACAAUCAUGAUAUUUUUACUGAUUCUUCUUCACAUGAUUCUUUACUGUUGACGAAUGCAGAAAUGAAUAAAUUUAAGUCAACAUGCAUUGAGUUGAAUUUACCGAAACCUAUAGCAAGCAACGAAGUUGUACAUGUUAUCCGUCAAAAGCUCUCUUUCAGAGGAGUUGACUUGUCACUUUUCAGUCCCGUUUUGUAUGUGGGAAAAGUUAGCAAAUACGCACCCAGACUACGGUAUCAGUUUGAGACGGUGACUGCUCACUGGCCAUGCUCAUUCCAUGAAGACGAAUAUUUGGCAAAACUUAUACGGGGCGAUAACUUCACUGGAGACGAGGUCCAGAGCAUUUUGAAGUACAUGAAUCUUGCUCUUUGCCUAGCCUAUGGAUAUGAUGAUGGAGUUGACCGAAAAGAGAUGAAAAAUUCGUCAACUUGUAAUGUAAUGCCGCCAGCUAAAAUUCCUGAUGCCGCACGUGAUCGCUGUGAAUCUCAUCUAUGUAGCUCAUGUUCAGGAGUAUUUACAAACCGUGAAAAAUGUUGCGUUCAGCUCUCAAAAGCGACCGCCACCUGCACUUCAACAUUUGAUUCUUCGGUAAAAACUUCACGUGAAUUCCCAUCUUGUUCGUCAUCUUCAGGAAAUUAUAACUUGACUCGUUGCACCGUAGCAGAAAAUAUGGAAAUCUCGUCAAACGGAAGCAAAUUUCAUUGCAAGCACCACCUUCCACCUCGUUCUGCGUGCCUCAUGGUGGACAGCUCACGCGAUCGUGUCGUGGUGCAGGUGCGCGACUUACGGGACGUUCAUCCUUUGGCUCACGCUGCUAUGGUGGCCGUGGACCACGUGGCCCGCACCCUCGGGGGUGGAUGCUGGCAGUCUCUUGAUGAGAGGAGGCUGGCAAAUGUCCCAAGGUCUCCUCAAGUUUCCAGUAUUCCUGUUGAUGAACGGGACAAUAGGAGGACUUCUAACCUUGAUGAACAGGACGAUAGAAACACGUCUAACCUUGAAGAACAGGACGAUAGAAAAAAGUCUAACCUUAAUGAACAGGACGAUAGAAACAUACCUAACCUUAAUGAACAGGAUGAUAGAAACAUACCUAACCUUAAUGAACAGGAUGAUAGAAACAUACCUAACCUUUCUGAGAGCGAACGUAACAAGGGCCCUCAUUCUGCAAAAAAACAUGUGAAUUUUGCAGCUGCUUCAUUGAAACUUUCCUCUCCUACAACGCUUCAUUCCGAUGAAGCUUCACGAUCCUGUAACUCCAACUCUCACGCUCCAGGACCAUCGGAGUCUGAUGAAUGUACAAGUUCCUAUAUUUGCACUGGUCUGGACGCCUACCUUAGCCACGAGCCUUGCAUGAUGUGUGCCAUGGCGCUGCUUCACUCGCGUGUGCAACGCGUGUUCUACCACCACAGAAAUGCUGAAAAAGGCGCCUUGGGCUCCGUUGUGAAGCUCCAUACUUUGCCGAACAUCAACCAUCGUUACGAGGUCUUCAAUGUUACCGCUGUGGAGGAUUGUUAGCGUCAUAUCUUCUGGAAUAAAAUGAAAAGUAUUCGCAAAAGUGACUCAAGUUACGAUUUAUUUAGUUUCCUCUUACUUACAGCUCAUUCGGCUGAAAAUUAAUAAAGUUUCCUUCCUCGACGGUAAUGGUUCCUAUACUUUUUCGAUCAAGUACGUACCGUUUUGAAGUUCCACCGUGUAAGUGUAGAACCAACUAAUGUUACAUAUCACGCGAUAAACCUAAGUUUUUUAGUUGAAUUAAAUAUUACUCAAUGAACCGAUAAUUAUUGUAUCAAUUGUGUUCUUUAAUUUAACGCUGCUAACCGGUGGAAGGCACGUGGCUAACAUUUAAAAAUCGCAAUCGAGUUCGCAACUCCAUCAGCCAACCACAGACUGCUUGUCAAGCGAAGCCCACCAAUCACAAACGAUAAAUCGGCCGCUUCGUGUACAGUACUUAGGCGAGGUCUGAUAGUAAAGUCGAGUAGAACUGUUCAAUUUAAGUAAUAUUUUAAUCCUGAUUUAUUUUUUGUUUUUUAUCACUUCUGAUAGCAUCGAUUGACGGCAGUUUUGCUAUUAAACAUUACCUAUAUA